UGGGUUUCACGCACGCGAUCUCUGGAUCUAAUAAUCAUGCCAGAGUUGGUCAACGCCGGCGACGAAGACCGGAAUCGGCGUAUCAUCUUGAAAAAAUACGAGGUGGGCAGGCUGCUGGGUUGCGGUGCCUUUGCCAAGGUGUACCACGGGCGCGACACGGUCAGCGGGCAGAGCGUGGCGGUCAAGUCCAUUAGCAAGCACCGCAUCAAGGGAGGGGUUGACCUCGCCGUUAAACGGGAGGUGUCUAUCAUGCGCCGGCUGCGCCACCCCCACAUCGUGCGCCUCCACGAGGUCCUCGCCACCCGGACCAAGGUCUACUUGGUCAUGGAUCUGGCCAAAGGCGGGGAGUUGUUCGCCAAGGUCGCCAGGGGACGGUUCAGCGAGGAUCUCAGCCGCAACUACUUCCGCCAGCUCAUCUCCGCCGUCGCCCACUGCCACUCGCGCGGCGUCUUCCACCGUGACCUCAAGCCCGAGAAUCUGCUGCUUGACGAGAAUUGGGAGCUCAAAAUCACCGAUUUCGGGCUAAGCGCGGUGGUGGGCCAGGCCCGGCCCGACAGCCUCCUCCACACCCUCUGCGGCACCCCCGCCUACGUGGCACCGGAGAUCCUCGCGAAGAAGGGCUACGACGGGGCCAAGGUCGACGUCUGGUCCUGCGGGGUCAUCCUCUUCGUCCUCAACGCCGGCUACCUCCCCUUCAACGACACCAAUCUCAUGGCCAUGUACCGAAAGAUCUACAAGGGGGAAUUCCGCUGCCCCAGGUGGACCUCGCCGGAUCUGAAGCGGUUGCUGACCCGAUUGCUCGAUCCGAACCCGGGAACCCGGAUCACGGUCCACGACAUCAUGAACGACCCCUGGUUCAGGAAGGGCGGGUACAGGGACACGAACCAGCCGGCCGUGGACCGAGAAUUCGAAUUCAAGCUGCAGGAAUCGAAUCUGAACGCAUUCCACCUCAUAUCCUACUCCGGCGGUGUAGAUCUGUCGGGUUUGUUCGGCGAUGAGGUGGAUUCCGAGAUAUUCGUGACGGCGGAGCCGGCGGAGAAAGUGGUGGAGAGGAUCGAGGAGGUGGCGGCGGAGGAGGAGGGCAUGAGGGUGACGAAGAGGGGGACGACAGGCGUGAGGUUGCAGGGACAGAAUUGGGAUUCGACGGUGAAGGUGGAGAUUAACCGGCUGACCGACGACCGGCUGCUGCUCGUGGAGGUUAAAAGGAGUGCAUCUGGACGGGAUCUGUGGACCCAUAAAUUCAAGCCAAGGCUCAAGGAUUUAGUCCUUGGUCAUAGUCCAUUCGGCUUUGGAGCUGUCCUGCACAAUCAUGAGGGGGUGUGGAUUGAGGGCAUUUCAGGGAACAUAGGUAUCGCAGACAAUACUCUAACCGAGGUGAUUGCAAUUCUCGAAGGGUUAUCUUUAGCAGUGACUCGGCGGUGUACAGCUCUUACCUGUUACUCAGACUCGCAAGAGGCUCUUCGGUUGGUUAACACAGACAUCUGUAACAAAUCAUGUUAUGGGGGGACUGAUCAUGAACAUCAGGGACAAGAUUAGUUCGAUUGAGAAUAUACGGUUUUUCUACCUCUGGAGAGAGGGAAAUUCCGUUGCAGAUCUCUUGGCAAGGAGAGGAGCCAAGGAGGAAGCUUUCUUCACUACUUGGGGCUUUUUCCCCCAGACGAUUUACUCACACUGUUGGCUAAGGACGUAUCUAUGUUUCCUUACACGCGCUUAUAGCCUAUUGUGUAGUUUUUUGUUGUAUUUUCUGUUGUGUUUUUUUUCUUUCUUUCAGUUAGCUUGUAUUGAC
Molecule: messenger RNA, 1786 nt
Organism: Striga asiatica
Lineage: Eukaryota; Viridiplantae; Streptophyta; Magnoliopsida; Lamiales; Orobanchaceae
Source: the annotation of a GenBank genome assembly